Molecule: messenger RNA, 921 nt
Organism: Ostreococcus lucimarinus CCE9901
Lineage: Eukaryota; Viridiplantae; Chlorophyta; Mamiellophyceae; Mamiellales; Bathycoccaceae
Exons: 2
Coding region: 1-921 (306 amino acids)
Source: RefSeq, a predicted model, not a curated record
AUGUCGCGCGCGACGGCGCGCGCGGCGCCGCGCGACGCGCGUUUCGCGACGCGCGCAUCGCGACGCGCGCGCGGCGCGAGACGCGCGGCGGAGGACGACGCGCGCGCGACGCCGACGCGGCCGGCGCUGAACCUGCUCGGGCGAACGGUGAAGGUGAAACACAUCCUGGAGGGACGCGCGGACGACGCGCUCGGGCGAUUGGCCGCGGACGUCGUCGCGGACGCGCGGGGCGUGGACGCGGACGCGCUGGCGCGCGACGUCGAUCGGUUGUUCGCGCUGUGCCCGGGGCUCGGCGAAAGAGUGGCGAGAGGCGAGGUGAAGCGAGCGCUCGCGGCGGAGCUCGCGGUGGAUCUGAGGGAGACGAUGGCGGCCAUGUUGGCGAUUAAAAAUACUUUCGCGAGCGCGGACGUGGACGCGGGAGACGUGUGCGCGCGCGAGCCGAGAUUGCUGCGUCUUCGAGAGGAAGCGCUCGAGGGGGUGCGGGAACGCGCGGCGUCGACGAGGGAGCGAUUAGGAGACGCGUGCGACGCCGAUGGGUUGUUCGCGACGAUUCCGUCGUGUUUGCUCGCGUCGCAGGAAGAGUUGGACGGGAUCUUGGAGCGUGUGACGGGUUUACGAGCGCUCAUGCCGGACGCGGACAUCGUCAAACUGCUCCGAGGGCGGCCGGCGCUGUGUCUCGAGGAUCGAGCGUACUCCAGGGCGGCCAUCGCCGUCUCCGCGCUGCGAAAGGCGAUGCCGAAAGACUGUAGAAUAGAUCUGAUGCUCAGUGACUUUCCGUCGUUGCUGUUUAUGGACAUCGAGAUGCUUCUCGAGGACUUGCGGCAAACGUUUGGAGGGGAUCCGUGCUGGACGCUUCGCAGAAACCCAGGAAUCGCAACGCAGUUCGAGAAGAACAACGGCACUUUCAAUCCGCUCCGAUGA